Messenger RNA from Capsicum annuum, 1599 nucleotides. Its product is annotated as ABC transporter I family member 20. The record is from RefSeq and is a predicted model, not a curated record. Gene Ontology annotation, molecular function: ATP hydrolysis activity; ATP binding. Lineage: Eukaryota; Viridiplantae; Streptophyta; Magnoliopsida; Solanales; Solanaceae. The coding region runs from base 366 to 1355 and encodes 329 amino acids. The transcript has 7 exons.
UUUUUAUCCGACUAAUCUUGUAUUUUACUAUUUUGAAUCCUCCGCGUUUUUCUAUAUAAAUUCAUAUUUUGGAGUAAAACGUAACUAAUAAAACCGAACAGAGAUUAAGUCGUAAGUAGUACUAUUUUUUUAGGAUUAGGAACUGCAUUUCAGUCGUCGAGGCGUUGCAGGUAUGGUAGUUGGAAGGAAAAGUAUAUAUACAUGGGAAAUAAGUAAACAACGUGGCCAUGGCUAAAUCUCCCAUAUCUUCACAUUCACAUACCUUUUUUUUAUUUUUCUUUUGCCUACUAUAUUAGCCAAUCUCACAAGCUGAAUUAGUACUUACUCAAGUUCUCUUGGGCAUUUCAUCGAACAUUUGAAAGGUAAUGGCGGUAAGGGAAGAGAAGAAGCCAUCAGUAGAGAUCAACAAGCUCAGAUUCACCUACCCUGGUAUCGAUGGCCAUCCCCCUCCCGGAUCUACUCCUUUGAUCGAUGAUUUCUCCCUUACCCUUUAUCCCGGUGAUCGCUGCCUUCUCGUCGGAUCCAACGGCGCAGGGAAGACAACAAUUCUGAAGAUAUUGGGAGGAAAGCACAUGGUAGAACCAGACAUGGUUAAAGUGCUUGGAAGAUCCGCAUUUCAUGACACUGCUUUAACGGCUUCUGGAGACCUCAGUUAUCUCGGUGGAGAGUGGAGGCGAGAAGUUGCAUUUGCUGGAUUUGAGGUGCCUAUUCAAAUGGAUGUUUCCGCUGAGAAAAUGAUUUUUGGUGUUCCAGGAACUGAUCCACAAAGACGAGAUGAACUAAUUAAGGUUCUUGGUAUCGAUUUGUCCUGGAGAAUGCACAAAUCAUCCGAUGGACAAAGAAGAAGAGUGCAGAUAUGUAUGGGUCUUCUGAAACCAUUCAAGGUGCUUCUUCUCGAUGAGAUUACAGUUGAUCUAGAUGUUCUUGCAAGGGCUGAUCUUCUGAAAUUUCUGAUAAAAGAAUGUGAAGAGCGAGGCGCUACAAUAAUUUAUGCAACACACAUUUUUGAUGGUCUUGAGAAUUGGCCUUCUCAUAUAAUAUAUGUGGCUCGUGGGAAGCUGCAAUUAGCAAUGCCGAUGGACAAGGUGAAGGAGAUCAGCAAUUUGUCACUAAUGAGGACAGUAGAGAGUUGGCUGAGGAAAGAAAGAGAUGAGGAGAGGAAACGAAGGAAAGAGAGAAAGGCAAAGGGCCUUCCGGAGUACGAAAAACAAGUUGAGGGCACUCGAGUGGUAGGGGGAGAUCCAGCUCGUGCUGCUGGUCGUCCAUUGAACAAUGGUUGGGUUGGUGGAACACUACAUUCUACUAUUGCUGGUGAAGAAAAUUUUUUCUUAAGCUCAAACCGUGUUCUAAGAUAAAAAAAAAAAUAAAAAAAAAAAUAAAAAUAAAAUGCCGCCCACUUCUUUGAAACCGGUGUCAACAUAUUUUACUAUUUCAUUCUUACUGGUCAGACGACCAUGAAAGUAGGACUAAUAAAGUUUUUCGAAUUGUAGAAUAGAAUUAUCUAUGGUAUUUAUUUGUAUAAAUAUCUCGCUGCUGUGAUAUUAUAAAUUGAUUUGGUCAAAAUUGUGGUAAACUAGAAAUUUCGAUGAUAUUUCGCCA